CACGAUGUUUGCGUUGGACUGGAUCUGGGGAGGUGCCAACAUGCUCAACAACAUCCGCAACCGCGGCGUCAAAGAGACCGAGAACGAAAAGAAGCUCCGCCAGCUGCAGGCCAAGGAGGGUUCCGGCUCCUGCGCCGACGGCAUGGCCCGCCGCUCCACGGCCAUGGCCGAGGGCAUGAUCACCUACGCGCCGCUCGGACAGUAAGCACCCGAGGGAGGGAGAAGGCAGGCCUGUGGGAUGAUGGGCACACCGCUCGCACUCGUGUCUCACCCUCACCUCUGCCGUUUCGUCCGUGCUGUGGGUGUCAGCAUCGAGAACUCCUACUUCUACAAGUUCAUGGGACGCAACUCCACCAUGCGCGCCGAGGGGUACGCAAGACCACACACACGCACUCACAGGAUCACGUAUGUCUCACCUGCCUGUGGGAUGAUGACGCUCUCUCCGCUCUCUCUCUCUCUCUGUGUGUGUGUGUGUGUGUGUCUGUGUGUGUGUGUCUGUAGCAACGCGGUGGUUGAGACGUACGAGAAGGCCAAGGAUUACAUCGACCACCACAAGGGCGACUACAAGCCUGGCCGGGAGGGCAGCAUGCUCAACCACUUCCCCAAGCGCAAGGGCAGCCAGGAGGACGUCUCCCGCAAGGGCAGCCAGGAGGAGGUCUCCAACAUGCCCGCUGCCUAAGGUCCGCACCCAACGAGAGGGCCACAACCACGCACCUAUGGUGUGGUGUUUGUCGUGUGGCCUCUUCCAGGCCGUGAAACGAAGCAGCUCACUCAUCGACGAGAGAGAUGACCGAUGCAAUGCAUGAUGAGAGAUUGAGAGAGGUCCUCGUGUCUUCUUCAUGUCAUGGUGCUUUGUGCCCAUUCUCACACACGCGCAUGGAGAAAUGAACUGAUUCGAUGUUUUUCGCCCCGCACCGCACGGACCGGAGAGCGCCGGAUACGAAGCUUGUUGCUGCCUGUAGAGUGUCGCUGCGUGUGUGCAAGUGCUGUGUAUUGCCGCUCCUUGCGUGUUGUGUGUUGUGUUGAGAUUCCAUGCGAUCUACACUGGCGCGGCGGCGAGCCAUGCCAUGCUGGCCUGAUGCAUGUGAGUGAGUGAGUGAGGACGGCGACUUCCUCAGUCGCUCUCCUGCGCCUCCUGUGUCUGCUGUGUUGUACCUGACCUGACGUGACGCUGCCGAAUCAUGCACGAGUGUGAUCCUCACGGCAUCCACGAUGGUGUGUCUUGCAACUGGCUGACUGAGAUGUAUGUUUUUUUCUCGGCCCGUCCACGUGCUGCAUCUGACUGACAUGCCUUCCUCUAUAUUCUAUCCACUGUGAUACACAAUACACAAUUGGAGCUCUCCAUGUACGUCCAUUGAGAGAGAUGCCUUGCCUUGCCUUACCUGUAGAGAGAGAUACAUGUUGGUUGAUGCAAUGCAAUCUGCAUGUGGGUGUGGGGGCGGAGGGGAGGUGCGUGGCAUGUUGGCUGCAUUGCGUGUUUGGAUCGGGUCGAGGUAUGGCUGUUUUGGCCCGCCCUUCUUGCGUUGCGUUGCUUGCGUGUUUGCUGUGCGUAUCGCUACGAGGAAGGAAGCUGACCGUGACUAGUUGCGUGAGUGUUGAGCUGUGAUUUUUCCCACCACACCAUACUGGCAAUGAGGGCGGACGAUGACGGCCUACGUAGAGCCUGUCAGUCUUGCCGAUCUGGGUUGGGGAGCAGUGGGCAAAUGAGCAGGCUGGUUUGUCUCUUCCUUUGGUCCGUUCCUGCAUUCAGCUGCCAUUUUUCCGACUCUCUUCCGAACACACAACACAGGGCAUCACGCAAUCACACAGAGACGUGGAUGGAAUGUGGCUGCGUGAGACAGAAAACUACCCAGCUGGCUGUUGAGGCAUGGGGGUGGAUGUGGCAUGCACACUGUGACG
Molecule: messenger RNA, 1899 nt
Organism: Vitrella brassicaformis
Lineage: Eukaryota; Vitrellaceae
Source: the annotation of a GenBank genome assembly